GGUUAUUAUUGCGAUCAGAGGGCUUAGAUAUUAGUUGGGCGGUGGUAUGUGAAGUUUUAGGUAGUGAUUUUGGCGAAAGACCAGAGAUUGUGCUUGAAAUUGAUACGAAAGAUGGCCAAGAGGGACUGGUGAAAGGAGUAGUACGGUCUAUUCUGGAAAAAGAGAUAAGAAAUGCGAAAGUUAGUUUAUCUAUGGAAGUAUUUAAAACCGGAUCUGUGCUUGGGUUGGUUGUAGCUGCAGUUAGUGAGAUUCUGCAGAGGUUAGAGAUUAAAGCGGAGUAUCGGGUGGAGGAGGAAGAGAGUCGAGGCAGGACUAAGCUGGGUAUAUGGAAAGACCAGCAGGAUUUAGUUUGGAGCAGUACAUUAUUCAACUAG
This is a messenger RNA of Nematocida homosporus, 374 nucleotides long. RefSeq lists its product as uncharacterized. The transcript has a single exon. The annotation marks the transcript as partial. The record is from RefSeq and is a predicted model, not a curated record. NCBI's taxonomy places the organism in Eukaryota, Fungi, Microsporidia.